Molecule: messenger RNA, 932 nt
Organism: Thermothielavioides terrestris NRRL 8126
Lineage: Eukaryota; Fungi; Ascomycota; Sordariomycetes; Sordariales; Chaetomiaceae
Exons: 2
Coding region: 396-731 (111 amino acids)
Source: RefSeq, a predicted model, not a curated record
CGAACCGCACGAGGUCGCAAAAUAAGUGGGGUCCCUCAACAGAAUUGGCCAAUCAUACGGCACCCGGGCCAUCCGUUCAGGCAUGCUGGGCCAAACAAGAACCUGGUUGGCCUGGAUUUCGAUGUGACGGACUCCAGACACGACGAACUCGACUCCAGCAAGUAUUCCGUCCACGACACCGGGUGAAUUCGAGAGGUAUUGCAGCAACAGAGACGAACGCGAAGCCCAAACCCGCUACGGCGAAGCCGCAGAUUCCUCGCUAAGGAAUUCCAGGCGCAAUCCCCUUGUUGUCCAGCAGCGCCGAGCCAGAAGAACGCGAACCCGAACGAACCCCUUUUCGCAAACUACCAUCAACCACCACCACCACCACCACCACCACCACCACCACCACCACCAUGGCCUCCCACCUCGAGUCGUUCAGCAAGUGGCUGAAGCUCAAGAUCCACCAGUUCGAGGUGACCCUGAGCGUGAACCUCUACACGCCCGACGAGAGAUUCAUCUUCUACUCGGUCCUCUUCCUGCUCGUCUCCCUCACCUUCAUCGCGACCGUGCUCUACCUCCCUCAGCACGUGCAGUUCGUCAUCAGCCGCGCCUGGUUCUACAUGCACGGCGACGGCUACGAGUCGGCGGCGGGUGGGUUGGCCAAGGGGGUGGUCAACUCGGCCGUGGGGACGACGACAGCGGCGGCUGCGGCGGUAGAGCGGACGGCCGAGGCCGUGCGAGAGCUUUGAGGUGUGAUUGACAACAGGUUCGGGCGGGCGGUGCGGGAAGGAAUAAGCGAGGGUUAAUUGGGGACGGUUCUUUAGGGAGUCGGCAGCUAAACGACUGGGAGAUAUACGUGGGUGGGGACGGAAUAGCGGUCGGCCAUAUAUUUUUGGAAGCGGUAUGAGUCCUUCGUGUGGUAAUGUGAGGGCGAUGGAUGCGCAUGAAUG